UUAAAACCUGUUACUCACAGACCGGCUUUCGUGGAGAUACACGAGAAACCGUUUUCUAUUAGGACACCACUGUAUCAUUUAUUGUAGUUUAAUUUUUGUUGUUCUCUGGCCAGAGUGAAUCAUGUUGCUGUUCUGUCCGACCUGUGGUAAUGUGUUGAUCGUGGAGGAAGGGCAGAAAUGUUUGCGUUUUGCGUGCAACACCUGCCCUUAUGUUCAUAACGUAACGAGAAAGGUCACCAAUAGGAAAUACCCCAAGCUGAAGGAGGUUGAUGAUGUGCUCGGUGGAGCCGCCGCCUGGGAAAACGUUGAUUCUACCCCAGAAAAAUGCCCCAAGUGCGAACAUCCGCGUGCUUUUUUCAUGCAGAUCCAAACGAGAUCAGCUGAUGAGCCGAUGACAACCUUUUACAAGUGCUGCAACCUCCAAUGCGGGCACCGCUGGAGGGACUAGACCUCCUGCUUUGUCUCCUUGUCUUAGAGUAAUGAAAGAACAGCUUGCAUUGCAUGGGUACCGCUUACUGAAAGCACUGUCUGGUCUGUGUUCUGUGCGCAGCCAAGUUACCAAGGCAAGGAAGCAUUCAAGAUAACUACAACUUGGAAAUGAUUGCGGUGUUGUGCCACCAGUUGCUUUUUCCUAAAGUAAUGGGAGCGUUCUACAUACACCUGAUUGAAUUCUGAGCUCACAAAAGUAGAGAGAAGCAAACCUGGGAUAUUCUGCUCUCCGUUAAGUUAAAAUUAAUUACUUUUGAUCGGAUGAAUAAACAUUUUAAUGUCAAUUUAAAGUAGGGUAGAUAAUCUAACUCUAGACUCAGAAUUUUAGUCAGGUCUAACGAAAGGAAGUAAGGAAAGAAAUCACUAUGUGUCUGAGCUACGUGUGAGUAGAGUUGUGGGCAUAGAAAAUGUCAGGUUAAAAGUCAGUCACUUUAGCUAUUGUGGCGCUAUGAAGAUGUGUUUUUUUUUUUUUUUUUUUUAAACAGUAGGCCUAUAAUGGUACUAAUUCAGAUGUAGUUCAUGUGCUAUGUUUGCAAGGUGAGGUUUUUGUGAGCCCUGUAAUGCAUAUCACACAAGUAGCUUAUUCAUUUGUUAUUACACAAUAUAUAUUUUAAUGAUGCUGUUUGGUAACCUCAGAGGUUAUAGAUCACAUUGUUACUGAUAUUUUAAGUAAUCGCUUGAAAGUGAGUCAUGAUAUUUAAAAUGGUCUCAAUCUGAGUACAUGUAUACUUAUACAAUAUUACACAUCUAAAAUGUGUGUAUUUAAGAUAUGAAAUAAUAAAACAAGGAAUUAA
Acipenser ruthenus (sterlet) is the source of this 1283-nucleotide messenger RNA. RefSeq names its product DNA-directed RNA polymerase III subunit RPC10. Gene Ontology annotation, biological process: DNA-templated transcription; termination of RNA polymerase III transcription. Gene Ontology annotation, molecular function: zinc ion binding; nucleic acid binding; DNA-directed RNA polymerase activity. The record is from RefSeq and is a predicted model, not a curated record. NCBI's taxonomy places the organism in Eukaryota, Metazoa, Chordata, Actinopteri, Acipenseriformes, Acipenseridae. The coding region runs from base 122 to 448 and encodes 108 amino acids. Gene Ontology annotation, cellular component: RNA polymerase III complex. The transcript has 3 exons.